CAGUAUCCUGUAGCGCUAUGCGAGAGUCUGUCUUCUUCUUGGAGCAAACAUUGUUUAUUAUCGCCGUUUGCAAAAAAUGAGCAAGCAACACGUCGACUGAGAGCCUUAAUUUGUUAUUUUUCACCUGUAGUUGGAAGAAAAUAAGACCAAGUGUGCAUUUGAAGCCACAAUAAUGCAUCCGAUACCUUCAAGCUCCCUGGAUGGAGAUAUAUUUGACUUUAUACAGACAGGAAACAUUGAACAAUGUGCACUCUUUAUUGAAAGUGACAGAUCUAUCCUCAGACAAAAAGGGUGGGGAGGUUUUACCCCACUACACUAUGCUGCCCUCCAUGGCAACCCUGCUCUGGUGGACCUUUUCCUCAGCAAUGCCGCUGACCCCAACCUGACCUGUGAUGUGGGACAGACAGCUUUUCACUUUGCAUGCAGGCAAGGAAACAUUUACAUCAUUCAUAAAAUGAUGCAGCAUGGAGCUGAUCUGCGCCACAUAGAUCUGCAAGGAAAAUCAUCUCUGCAUCAUGCGGUGACUGGAGGCAGCAUCGUUGCGGUGCACUAUUUGUGGGAGACAGAAAUGUUGCGUUUCACGGACACAGACAUGCACCAGGUGACGCCCCUCCACCUUGCAGCAUCUACAUGCAACACAGAUAUGGUCCAGUACCUUCUUAAGGACCAGCGCUGUGCUGCAGACGCUGUCGACCAACAGGGGUCGACGGCGCUCCAUGUUGCAGCAGAGAGAGGCGGCGUGGAGGUGUGCUGGAUGCUUCUGCAGGAAGCUGGAUGCAGGAUUCUUCAUGAGAAAAACCUCAGCGGCCAAACGCCACUGGACCUCAGCAAGCAGGGGAAAACAUUUAGACAUCAGCAACUCACCAAACUACUCAGUCAGUACAUGAGUGUGCCAGUGUACCACAAGCCCAAAGAUUCUCAUGUUUUGUACUACUGGACACUGUUUUUUCCCAGCCUGAGUGGAGCCGCCAUUCUGCUGAUAGCAGCCAUGUUGGGAGGUUACGGGGGUCUCCUUUGUGCUUUACUUUUCCCCUGGCUGGCCAGGAGCAUCUUUACGCAAUACCAUCGCAUGGCCACAUAUCAAAGGUUACCCAACCCAAUUUACUUGGGAACCCUCGAAGCCGGACUGGUCCAUUCCCUGCUUUGCUUUUAUUGGAAGAUAACAGAUAGUGUUUGGCCGACUGGUACCCUGGUCCAAGCGUCUAUGGUCCAUUUCUGCCUAGUCCUCGCUUUGUUUUAUAAAGUUCUGACUCAGGACCCCGGGACACUCAACAGAGCAGAAGCAGACCCUCGGUUCUCUUGUGUUGCUGACCUGGUAGAGAAUAACCAGAGCCCUCAUAGGUUCUGUCCCUACUGUGAGUUGUUCCAGCCUGACCGCACCAAGCACUGCAAGCUCUGCAAUGUGUGCAUUAAGAGCUACGACCACCACUGCCUUUUCCUCAACCGCUGCAUCGGCCGGGGUAAUCACCGCCUCUUCCUCUUCUUCAUGCUCUCCAUGGUGAUUGGCCACCUCUUAUUUAUCACCACGGCAGCAAGCUACCUACACCACAAGAUGCGUACCGGCAGUCGUGGCUUGUCUUGGUGGCUCUCAUUUCUCGGGGAGGAGUUUUGGGUAGCGGCGAUGGUGGUGAUGAAUGCUAUAACGCUCUUGUGGGAGGUGUGGCUACUCACUGAGCAAUUUGAUGCCGUUGCCGUGGGAACGACUACUUACUUCAAACACUUUGAAAAGGUGAAGCGACAGAGGUCGCUCGGGCAGCGCUGGCUCGCUGUGCUGGCUUUUCUGAUUGAAGGGCGGACAAGGGUCAUCGGUGGAAGCACAAAAGGGGGCAAUGCUGCAAUAGAUGUUUAAACGUGUCACUCAUUGUUUACUCACACUUGCUGGUUUACAGACCAUCUGCACUAAGAUAGCCCUGAAUGUUGGUGCACUUUUUAGGUACACCUUCUACCUUGUUUGAUGGCUAUCUGUGGAACGCUCACACUUAAUUUUUCUAAAUCUAAAUGACAAUUUUAACAUAAUUAUAAAUGACUAUUAAUACUCCAAUUAACACCUCGACCCACUUAACAGCUGAGUUGCCAUGUGCAUGGUCGACAAAAGCAACGGGUCAAAAAACACAGCCGGGUGUGGCUGUAAACAACCUCCUGGUAUCUUUUCUUUUUUUUUUUAAUUAACUCCACAGCGUGACAGUAGCUGCAUUUGGGGUGUCAUGAAUUGUCAUGAUCCAGCAGCUUUAUCUACCUCUGCAUGCGCUUUAAAAUGAAGCUCUUGUUUACGCUAACCAUCAUCAGCGGUAUUAAUGCUGGCUGAUCAGUUUGCUCCUUUCCGCUAUUACAACACUGGUUCUGUUGCUGCUGUGUUGUGAAAGAAUUAUAUUCAAUAAUUAUUCAUCAAUGACCAUGUGGUCAACAAGAGCAAUGUUUUCCUCUCCAUUUUCUCAUGCACUCUAAAUCAUUAUUAAGCCAAGAACAAUUGGUUGUGAUAUAUAAUGACUUAUUAAGGCCUGCUUCCGAUUAACACCCCAUCCUCUUUGCAGUUUAGGUAAAUGCCUUGGCUAUAAUUGGAGCAUUUACAGUGUUUUAGUAUGAAAAUGUGAUUAUGGAACAUGUUUACUCUUGAGUAGUUUGUUAUUGACAAACUUCUAAUAAACAUGUUUUUCUACAUUGUUUUCAGUGGUGUGCUGACUAAGUUUUAGCUAGGAGAAUACUCAAGUGACCAGUUGUUAUAUCUUAAAUGAGUGAUCUGACGUGGUUGGUUUGAAA
This is a messenger RNA of Dunckerocampus dactyliophorus (ringed pipefish), 2757 nucleotides long. RefSeq names its product palmitoyltransferase ZDHHC13. The coding region runs from base 173 to 1849 and encodes 558 amino acids. Gene Ontology annotation, molecular function: palmitoyltransferase activity; protein binding. Gene Ontology annotation, biological process: protein palmitoylation. The transcript is spliced from 10 exons. The record is from RefSeq and is a predicted model, not a curated record. Lineage: Eukaryota; Metazoa; Chordata; Actinopteri; Syngnathiformes; Syngnathidae. Gene Ontology annotation, cellular component: Golgi membrane.